AUGUCUGACGCUGUUCAUGUCAUUGCUGGCACCCCGACAGUAACACAGGAAGCCAUUGUUCCAUCUGACGAUGUCAUCACCCCGCGUGGGAGGACCAGUGAGGAAAAUGAUGCCAAGGAACACAAUGGUGCCCCAACCUAUAGGGACACUGUUGCCUCUCUCCCCGCCCUCACGGUUCCUCUCACCACCGACGAACGAUUGAUGCGCCUUCUUACUGUCCUUUGGGAUGCCUCUCCCUUCCGGCACAUUGCCAUGUUCAAUGUGUCUAUCGUCUUUGAUUGGCAGGGCGUCGGUUUGUCCGAAUUCAAUCAAGUCCAGACCGCCUAUAAUGCCUUCCAUCAGUUUGCUUCUGGUAUUUGGGGCGAGAUCACUUCCAAGGUUGUCCUUCUACCCUUUGCUGACGGUCGAUUCACCCGACAACAACUGUGGAUCUGGACCGGACCUUGA
Cylindrotheca closterium is the source of this 447-nucleotide messenger RNA. NCBI's taxonomy places the organism in Eukaryota, Bacillariophyta, Bacillariophyceae, Bacillariales, Bacillariaceae. The record is from the annotation of a GenBank genome assembly.